Molecule: messenger RNA, 3120 nt
Organism: Prinia subflava (tawny-flanked prinia)
Lineage: Eukaryota; Metazoa; Chordata; Aves; Passeriformes; Cisticolidae
Gene: IRX3
Product: iroquois homeobox 3
Exons: 4
Coding region: 1329-2780 (483 amino acids)
Biological process (GO): neuron differentiation; regulation of transcription by RNA polymerase II; cell development
Cellular component (GO): nucleus
Molecular function (GO): DNA-binding transcription factor activity, RNA polymerase II-specific; RNA polymerase II cis-regulatory region sequence-specific DNA binding
Source: RefSeq, a predicted model, not a curated record
UGUACGUACCAGGUACUUCCUUCUUAGCCUUGUAGUGAUUCAGAACAGAGGGAAUAAGCAAAAUGAUCAUAAAUUUCCUAAUUAGAGAUUUCGCACCAAGACAAAAAGGUGUUAAUGAGUUUAAUUCCAGUGCCUGUCAUUGUCCCUUUUUUCACACCACUUAUUUACUAAUGGCCCAGAGGGCUGCUCCCGUCUCUCCUUUGUUAAGAUUUUAAUUUGCCUUCUUUUCUGCCUUUGAUGUAAAAUUGUGACCUACAACUCUUUGAAGUCCCUUAUUAGGAGGAAAAUUAACUUAGCUUUUCCACUGUAUCUGCGCACUGUUAGCCCAGACAAAAUGUAGAGAACUCCUUAAAGAUCCAGUACAUUAGGAAAAUUUUCAAGGUAGUUCUGGAAAUGCAAACUUUAUAAAAUAGACUUUUAAAUGUUUUUAAUCUAAAUUAGGAGAUGUAACCCUCGCAAAGGCCAGAGCGGGAGAAGGGAAGAAGAGAAUAUUAUAAUAAAGAAAACAAAAUUAAUCUGGGCAAGGAAAGGUUGUAAAUCUAAAAAUGUGAAAAGGGGAACUGGGGGAUACUGUUGGUGUGAGCCUUUAUUUUCAAAUGUCAGAACUUUUCCCUGUCCCUCUCGUGUACUGCUCACAAAUGACACCCCGGCUUCCUACGCUCUGGGUGAGGGGGGGCGGGGUGCGCUAAGAAAGAAAUUAUAUCUAAAUCUAUCUCUAUAUAAUUAGAAUAUCAUGAGGCAGGGUUAAACCUUUGUAAAACACACAACUGAUUGGCGAUCGCUAAAACGAGAUUUGAAAGCAACUCAAAUAAAAGAUCGCGACGUCAGUAAACAGAUUUAGAAAAAAAAAAAAAAAAAGAGGGGGGGAAAAAGCAGCUAGUGACAAACCCGGCGAGAGCGAGCUCUGGGCAUGAGAGAGAGAGGGAGGCAGAGGGAGAGAGAGACUUAAAAGAAAUAGGAGGGGCUUGUGAGAGACUAGAAAUGUCAAUCAGAGCCCAGAGUCCCAAUAAUCUCAGGCAAUCUGUUAGGACCUGACCUGGGUCCACUCAGAUCAAUAGGAAAAGUGAGAGAAGAAAGAAGCGAUCGGAUCGUUUACCGCGGCGGCCGAGGACAGGAGGGAGCCCGCGGCCUCCGCGCACCCCCGGCUCCCCCCCAUGUCUGCCGGAGUUUGCGGGAGGCGCUGAAAGUGCUGGCGGCCGGCGAGGGCGAGCGACCCGGCUCCCUCCUCCGCUCCCGGCCCUGCUACUUUCUCCCCUUUCUCUCCCUUCUUCCUCUCGUCUCCCCCCCUCCUCUUCCUCCUCCCCCCUCCCCUACCCCGCUCCCCCAGCAUGUCUUUCCCCCAGCUGGGCUACCAGUACAUCAGGCCGCUGUACCCGGCGGAGCGCCCGGGGAGCGGCGGCUCCCGCGGCGGCGCCGAGCUGGCCCCGUCCGGGACCCUCUCCAACGUGCUCUCCUCCAUGUACGGCGCGCCCUACGCCGCCGCCGCCGCCGCCCAGGGCUACGGAGCCUUCCUGCCCUACGCCGCAGAGCUGCCCAUCUUCCCCCAGCUGGGCGCCCAGUACGAGCUGAAGGAGAGCCCGGGGGUGCAGCACGCCGCCUUUCCCCCCCACCACCCUGCCUUCUACCCCUACGGGCAGUACCAGUUCGGGGACCCGUCGCGGCCCAAGAACGCCACUCGGGAAAGCACCAGCACCCUCAAGGCCUGGCUCAACGAGCACCGGAAAAAUCCCUACCCCACCAAGGGCGAGAAGAUCAUGCUGGCCAUCAUCACCAAAAUGACCCUCACCCAGGUCUCCACCUGGUUUGCCAACGCGCGGCGGCGGCUCAAGAAGGAGAACAAAAUGACCUGGGCCCCCCGCAGCAGGACGGACGAGGAGGGCAACUCCUACGGGAGCGACCACGAGGGGGAAGAGGACAAGAGGGAGGACGAGGAGGAGAUCGACCUCGAGAACAUCGACACGGAGAAUAUCGAAAGCAAUAAGGACGAGCUCGAGGACGAUCUACAGGAUGCCGACCUCCUGCACUCUGACUCCAAGACGGACUCGGAGGGAUCCGAAGGCUUCGAGGACUUGCCCGGCUCCGAGGAGCGCUACGACAAGGCCUCCGAAGGGGAGCCGCACCACCUCCGCCACCACCACCUGCACCACCACCACCAUCACCACCACCACCACAAGUGCGAGCUGCCCGCCACGGCCGCACCCCUCGGUCCGGAGCCCCUCAAGCCUGCGCUCCCGCCACCGCCGCCCCACCUCUCUCCCCCCUCCUCUGCUUCUUCCUCCGCCGCCUCCUCCCCGACGGACGGCACUUUGGCCGGCGCCUUGCCGAAACCCAAGAUCUGGUCGCUGGCCGAGACGGCCACCAGCCCGGACAACCCCCGCAAGUCUCCCGGCGGCGGCUCUCCGCCGGCGGCCGCCCCCCAGCCGCUGCCGCUGCCCACCCCGCCGCCCCACAGACUCGUCUCCUCCUGCCCCCUGGGCAAGUUCCCCAACUGGACCAACCGCGCAUUCCCGGCCCACCACCACCACCACCCCCCGCACCCGCUGGCCUUACUGAACACUCCCCACCUGCUGGGGCUGGGGGCCGCCUCCGCCGCCCCCCCCGCCGCCGCCUUCCCGCGGCCCGCGGACCAGGCGCAGAGCGCGGAGCCCGUCGGAGCAGAUCGAUCUAGUGCCUUGGAAGUAGAGAAAAAGUUACUAAAGACAGCUUUCCAGCCAGUGCAGAGGCGGCCCCAGAACCAACUUGACGCCGCUAUGGUUCUAUCGGCGCUCUCAUCAUCAUAGUUAAUUUUUUAUUGUUGUUGUAAUGGUUGUAAAAAAAUCUCUGUAUAGUUACAACUUGUAAGCAUGUCCGUAUAUUAAAAUUCAAAAGGAAAAAAAAACCAACCCGCUUCUGUACUAUCACCUGGGUUAGCUGAGCUGUGAGAUUUUUUCGGAAGUCCAGUGAGAAUUAGGUGUUUCCCCCCUUUUUAUUUUUCUUUUUUUCUUUUUUCUUUCUUUUUCUUUCUUUUUUUUUUUUUUUUUUGGUUGUUGUUGCUUGUUUUUGUACAUACCGUAAAAAUGUACAUAUGUGUGAACCAAAUUGUACAAGAAAGUAUAUAUUUUUGGCUAAUAAAUAAACUGU